This is a messenger RNA of Penicillium malachiteum, 2160 nucleotides long. RefSeq names its product Krueppel c2h2-type zinc finger protein. The record is from RefSeq and is a predicted model, not a curated record. NCBI's taxonomy places the organism in Eukaryota, Fungi, Ascomycota, Eurotiomycetes, Eurotiales, Aspergillaceae. Gene Ontology annotation, cellular component: chromatin. Gene Ontology annotation, molecular function: RNA polymerase II cis-regulatory region sequence-specific DNA binding; zinc ion binding; DNA-binding transcription factor activity, RNA polymerase II-specific. Gene Ontology annotation, biological process: DNA-templated transcription; regulation of transcription by RNA polymerase II. The transcript has 4 exons. Bases 1 to 2160 code for a protein of 719 amino acids.
AUGGGUCGGGACUACAAAUGUACCGAACCUGGUUGUGGGAAAGGCUUCCUUCGACCAGAGCAUUUAUCGCGACAUCGUCUCAACCAUCGGCCUAAGCAGAUCUACCAAUGUCCGAACUGCCCUAAAAGGUUCGUCCGCAAUGAUCUAUUGCGAAGGCAUCAAAAACGCCAUGAGAGAGGCAUGUGGUUUCGAAAUUCCGGUGGCAUCGUACCCUCCGACCUAUGCCAAAUAGAGGAACGUCGGCCGUCGCAAGAGGCUCGUUCCUCUGACUCGGACUCCAUUAUUCGGGCCGAUAUGCGAGAUGCAUCUGUGACGCCGAAUAGCUAUGAAAAUCACAAUGAUGAGCCGGAUAAUUUGAAAGUCCCAAGCACUGCACCUCCUAUAGACCACAACAGUCUACCGGGCUCUUUACACCACAUGGUGGAUGCUAAUACAGAGAGCAAUGUCACGUCACUUUUCUGGGAUCCCUCAUUCAGUGCACCGGAUCCUUUACUUGAUUUCGAUUGGCUUUUUGAUGAUAUGUCCAACUUCAAUACGGGUGACGCGACCUUGUCGUCCGAAGUUAUCUCGCCAGCGCGAACUGGGAUAUCGGAUAUGUCCCCGCCGUCAUUCCCAAUGGGUUCUCAAGGGAUUCGCUUAUCUGUGGCAUCGAAUCCGUCGUCGUUCGCACCAUGGUCUAUUGUUCAAGGAAGAUUAUUUGAAGCAUUGACUACACUCCCACAGAAUAUACUCACUUCUCCAUUCUUCCUACCUUCGAGUUUAUCACAUUUCUUCGACCUUUACUUUCAAAAUUACCAUCCACAUUUUCCAAUCUUACAUCAACCAACAUUGGAUCCAACUCAAGCUCCUCCGUUACUAAUCGCGGCAAUUGUGACCUUGGGGUCCACUUUAUCCUGCGAAGAGGGUCACUUUCAAACAUCAGUCCAGAUUCAUGAUUCAUUGCGAUAUAUCAUCUUUAACAGUCCCGACUUCGAACCACCGGCAUCUCUGUGGUGCGUUCAAACACUUCUUCUUAUUCAAGCCCAUGAGAAAAUGUUCUCUACGAGAAAACACCACCAACUAGCACAUAUAUUCCAUGGUGCUAUAAUAACACUUAUGAAGAGAGGUGUAUCAUACCACUCAUCGUAUCAAGGGCUGGAUGAUCUCCAGCUAUCAUGGCGUCAGUGGGUCGAGAUCCAAUCGUCCAAUCGCACGGCUUUCUUUGGAUUUGUCAUGGAUGCACAGCAUAGCUUCAUGUUUGGCCACACCUGCAUACUAUCUGUGCAAGACGUUCGCCUCCCGCUUCCCUGUCCUGAUUAUCUGUGGGAAUGCGGUGAUGUGCUUGAAUGGGAUCGAAUGAUUCGAAAAUCCCCAGAACCCCCUGGAUUUCUCCCAGUUUUGAAGAAAUUGAUAGCCCGUACUCCGAUCCCGCCACAAUGUACAGCAUACGGUCGGCUGAUCCUCCUACACGGUCUUUUCAGUGUUACUGCCCAUCUAAAGGCCAGGGACUCGGUCACCCUUGGCGUUGGAGGGGCUUUGCCAGAUCGUACCCGACAGUCGACCGUCGAUAGCUGGAAGGAUACUCUGGAGAAGGCGAUGGACACAUGGUCAUUUUGUCUAGUGUCGCGAAGCUCGUCAUUGGCACUAGAGGCUUCGAAGCCACUCCAUCGAAUGGCAUAUGUGGCAAUAUACACUGAUAUCACCGACAUGCAUAUCCUGGCUGGUGCUCCAUCACUCUUAGGAAAUAUGCUUUCGGAAGCAGAUCUGGUCGGAGCUACUGCUCGAGUUCAGACUUGGAGCGAGCGACCAGAGGCCAAAAGAGCGCUGUAUCACUGCUUGCUCCUCAUUCAAGAGAUUCUUUUCACUGGAAAACCAUAUCAUGCGUCCCAGGAUAACCUUUCUCUCCGACCUUGGUCCCUUUAUCAUGCAGCACUUAUCUUGUGGGCAUAUGGAUUCAUGGAAGGAAGGCGGAAUCCCUGUCAAGAGAAGGAAAUUUCAUAUACUGCUGAAGAAUAUCUUGUCCGCAUGCUGAUGCUCAUACGAAACGAGGAGGAUAUUGGUAUUGCGUCACAGCAGACGAGUGAGUUAUUAAGUGCUGUGAGAGAUUCAUUGAUUGGUUGUCGAUGGGAGCUACUCCAGGAGGCAUAUGGAACACUAGGACGAUUGAUCGAUAGCUCAUGA